AUGCAAAAUAUUUAUUAGUAAAGUAAAUAAUUUGCAAGAAUAAAUAUUGUAUUAUAGGCCAAAAGAUAAUUUAACAUGGGUAAACGUAAAGGCAAGUGUGUGAAACGCAAUAAAGUGAGCAAAGAAGCUCUGGAGCCCGAGCACUUGGUGAAGGCGCCGCAUUCGUUCGUUAUACAUCGCGGGCAGUGUAGCAAGGACCUCAUCGACCUUACAAAGGACUUCAGGAAGAUUAUGGAACCUUUUACCGCGUCGCAAUUGAAGGAGCGUAAGAAGAACACUAUAAAAGACUUUGUAUCAGUGUCAGGGUACUUGCAUGUGUCACACAUGAUGCUGUUCACCGAGACAGAGCUGGGCACCUACAUGCGUCUGGCGCGGCUACCCAGAGGUCCUACGCUUACCUUCAGGCUACAUAAUUACAGUCUCGCACGCGACGUCGUGUCUUCUCUCCGCAAGCAAUACGUGAUAAUGCGAGCUUUCCAGCACGCGCCACUCAUCGUUCUCAACAGCUUCUCUGGCGAAGGCAUGCACAUGAAGCUCAUGGCCUCUAUGUUCCAGAACAUAUUUCCUACUAUUAAUAUUACCACUGUGAAGCUAAAGAACAUCCGUCGCUGUGUGCUUAUGAACUAUAACCCCGCGACUAAACUGAUAGACAUGCGACAUUACGUCAUCAGAACUACGCCAGUUGGACUUAAUAAGGGCACUAAGAAGAUGGUGCAAGGCAAAAUACCUAAUUUAAACAAGUGUAAAGAUAUAUCUGAAUUCUUUGACAAGGCUGGAUUACUGUCAGAAAGCGAGUUCGAAGACGAUCCAAACGCACAAGUGGUGUUACCUCAGAGUCUUGCGUCGAGAGGCGCUGCAGCUGAAUCCAAGUCAGCUAUAAGAUUGUCUGAACUUGGCCCGAGGAUUUCUAUGCAGUUGAUUAAGGUGGAAGACGGUUUGAUGGACGGCGAAGUGCUGUUCCAUGAAUUAGUUGAGAAAACAGAAGAAGAGAAAGCUCUUAUCAAAAAGAAGAGACAAGAAAAGCGGCGUCUAAAAGAGAAACGUAAGGCACAACAAGAUGAGAACAUCAAACGCAAAGAACGUGAGAAGGAAGAGCUGAAGCAGAAGGCAUUGGAGGGCAUCAAAAAGAAGAAAGAACAAACAGAAGCUCAAAGGUUGAUGGAACUUGCUGCGGCAGAAUCACAGCAUACAGUUGAAGACAAUGACCAAGAGGACGACGACGCGGAAUAUUAUAGAAAGGAAGUCGGCGCCGAGCCAGAACACGACCUGUUCACAGAAAACCCAAGAAAGCGAAAAAGUGACGACGACAACACAAACAAUCCACGGGGAUUCAAGAAAAUGAGACUAGAUAAAAAAACAAAGAAAAAGUAUCAGAAUAGUCAAGAUAAGAAAUUUAACAAACAGAACCAUGUAGGUAGAAAAUUUAAUAAAAAUAACAAGGGAAAUCAAGAUAAAUUUAAAAAUAAUAACAGAAAUAAAGAUAACAGAUUUAAGAAAAGUGCCCGGACCGAUAUUGAUAAAUCUAAGAAAACAUACAAGAUAAAUCAAAAUAAGAAAUUUAAAAAUAAGUACCAGGGUAAUCAACGUGGUGGGGAAAGACGCAAUAAAUAA
Molecule: messenger RNA, 1611 nt
Organism: Hyposmocoma kahamanoa
Lineage: Eukaryota; Metazoa; Arthropoda; Insecta; Lepidoptera; Cosmopterigidae
Gene: ppan
Product: protein Peter pan
Exons: 9
Coding region: 76-1611 (511 amino acids)
Biological process (GO): rRNA processing; ribosomal large subunit assembly
Cellular component (GO): preribosome, large subunit precursor
Molecular function (GO): rRNA binding
Source: RefSeq, a predicted model, not a curated record